AUGCUGAGCUUGAAACCCCUCCUCUCUCACCAUCCGCAGAGCCCCUUCCUUCCGUGCCGCGUGGAAGCCGACUGCUGCCCUCUUCGGCCGGCUCAGUCGAAGCUUUCUUGGGCUGCCGCGCCGCUGCUGGGAGGCUUCUUCCCCGGCGGGGACAAUCUCUUGCGGCCUCUGGCUAGAAUCCGCCGCGGGGUAACUCCGUGGUCGCAGAAUUGCCGGUGGGAUGGGCUCGUAGAGAGUGUCGGAGAAGGCGAAAAAGGGAACGGCGGCCACUUGAAGAAUACCGACGUUGUUACGCUUGGGAAUCUCUGUGUGGACAUCGUCCUCAACGUGCCCAGCUUGCCUCCGCCUUCCCGCGAGGGGCGACGGGAGUAUUUUGACCGGCUUUCGGCCUCCCCACCUGAUAAGGUUCGGCGACAAAGAUCCUCGUCAGCUGGAUUUUUCACGUUUAUCUGAUUAUUCUUACCAUGUACUGUAAUAUCCGUGUCUUUAGCAGUGGAGAGUUUUGGAUAGCUUGAUGUAAUGAAUUUGGUCACAUUAUGCUUAGUUUUUCGGCGAUUUUUCGAGACCAAAAUUGUCCAUUCCUUCUCUGUGAGCUAAGUUACUAUUAUACGUGCUGAAUGUUGCCAUCUGUAUCUGAUUUUAGUUAUAACUCUGAUAGGAUGAUUCGCCUUAUUAGAAAAUCAUGUAUUAUGGCAACAAUCUCGGCUUAUUAUCAGUAAUCGCUAUUGCUACUGACGUGGCUUUCAACAAGGUAUACGUUGGGAGUAGUAGAGUUUCCUGUGCAAAUAAGGAAACCGAUUGACGCUUUUCUGUCUCUUGGCUCAAUAAAAAUGAAGAUUUCAUAGGGCCAUCGUGAAGAAGGGAUCCCUAUCCUGACCUGAUCUUUCACCCAGUCAUGUGCUUUCAAUUCAGAGGCACUUCCAGUUUGUCAAAAAUGCUAGAAACCUAUUUUUCUUCUUUUCCUUAUGAUUACAUGAUCACUUGUGACUCUUUCGAAAUCUCUGGGUUAAUUUUCAAAUAGAUUUUGUUGGUUAUUAUCUGCCAUUCGAAGAUGUCCAUGAAUCGGCUUAUUCAGAUCAUAAUUGCACUUUUGUUAUUUCUGAUCUGAUUUCAUAUGCUGAAUCCUGUCCCCUUAGAAUGAUAAAGAAAAACAUUGAUCCAAUUCUACUGGCUCUCCCGACCAUGGUUAAUCUUUAAAAAGGUGUUGCUCAGUAGAGAAGAUAGGGGUAUAUUUGUACAGAAGUCUAUGUUUCGAAAAUUUCUCGUUGAUCAGGAUUUUCUACUAAAGAUGUGUACAAAUUUUUUUGUAUGACUGGAACUAACUAGACAUAACUCUUGUAUUAGUUUGCCAAGCUUCGUCAAUUGAUCUGUCUGAAUCAUUCUGUAUCUUUACAUUGUCAUAUAGAAAUUUUGGGAAGCGGGUGGUAACUGUAACUUUUCUAUUGCGGCGGCAAGACUGGGCCUUCAAUGCUCUGUCCUGGGUUAUAUAGGAGAUGAAAUAUAUGGAAGAUUUCUCCUGGAUGUGCUUCAGGAAGAGGGCAUUGGUAUGGUUGGAAUGAAUGAAGAUUCUGAAGCUGCGAGGGAGUAUAGCGCCUCGUAUCAAACUCUUCUUUGCUGGGUUUUGGUGGAUCCAUUUCAAAGACAUGGAUUUUGCAGGUAUUUCUUUGUCAUUUUUCUGUUCUAGAGUCUCAUGUAUGCCGAUCGUAGCUUUAAAUUUAAUGAAAAUACCUCCUAAAGAAUUCCGCAUAUUUGAUCAUAAGCCCUUCUUCCUUCGUGAUUUUUGAAGAGAUGUUUUUCCAUUUAAGACUCAUUUCCGAUAAUUGGAACCUAUGCCAUGGAUGGCAUGCUUAAUAUAUCCAUCACAUCUUGGAUACACAUUUCUCGCUGGUCCUUCAUUUCAGUUAAUUCUCUAGAAGAGACGGAAUAGUUGAUGUACUGAAUAGAAAUUCGUGAGUAAUAAAGCUCCAUUAUAAACUAAGGCAGACAGGAAUUUACCCAAAAGUUUUCAGGUUGUGUCCAUAACCAAACCUCUUAAGUUACCGUGAUCAGAAGAACAUCUGAGAAAAUAAAAUUCGAGUAAAAACGGGUUGAAAGAGGGUAUGUGUCCUUGUUGAAUGGUAUAAAUAAAAAUUCUCUCAGACAAUGUUGUCAUGCAACGUAUGAUCACUAUCUUCCUCAUAAGGACUUUUCCAUCAUAUCGGUAUCAUGUAAAUUUACUUUUUAGUGAACUCUAUUGAAAGGUUUCUCUCAUUUUCCAAUUGAGUGUUAAUAUGCCAGUCCUAAACAAUAUCUGUUUUGGCAGUCGUGCGGAUUUUAGCAUAGAGCCAGCAUUCAGUUGGAUGAAGGAACUCUCUAGACCAGUUCUGACGGCUAUCAGGCAGUCCAAGAUCCUUUUCUGCAACGGCUAUGUUUUUGAUGAACUUUAUACCAAAUUGAUUGUCUCCGCGCUUGAUAGUGCAAUUAGUGCUGAAACGACAGUGUUUUUUGAUCCUGGACCUCGGGGAAGAAGCCUGUCUACUGGUACACCGGAAGAGAAAAGAGCACUCGAAUUGUUUCUUGAAUUCAGUGAUGUUCUUCUUUUGACGUCAGAUGAGGUUUGUGCCACUUAAGCAUGGGUCUUUUGAUCUCCAUAACGAAUUUCGAAAAAUAAUAGUAACCAAAAGAAACCUUUUGCUACUUGCUGACAUUUAUGGAAAUUUAUACUAGUCAGUAGUUAUAGAAUAUUUUUUUCAUCCUUUUUAUACCUUUUGAGGGUUCUUGUCUAGCUGUGCGACUUUUACCGGCAGUCUGUCAUGUGGUCUCCUACUUUUCUCUUGCGCCAGUCUUGUAAUCAUCAUACUUUGUGGAAUGAGAGAAAAAUGGGAUUCGACAAAAAUCAGCUGUUACCACAAGGAUGAGCUGACUCCAAUUUGACUGAAUUACUUAAACAGAUCCUUGAAGUUUCCCGUUGUAGCUAAAAGUGUAACAAAGUGAUUGGCGCUUUGUUAAAAUGGUCUUUAUUUCAAAAAGCGUCCUCUUUUCAUAACUCAUUUAGGAUUGGGGCAUGUUUUGGAUGGGAUAUAAAAAGGAUGUGGUUUUUCCUCGGAAAUUUCUUUAUUUUUAAGAACUACGAGUACUGCUUGCAUCAUAAAUUCUUUUCACUGUGGUCUUUCAGUCUAAUCUUUGAUUCUUGCUGCAAUGCUGUGGGGAGCUUUGCAGAACAAUAAUGGUAGAGUAUUCAUGUAUUUUCGAUUGUAGGAAGAAAGCCAGUCAGAAAAAAUAUAUCGCGUGAUUAUUUCAUUUGGGAAUUAUAAGGAGGCUGACUUCUGGGGAUUCGAUCAGUUUUUUAAGAAUUUACAUGUCUCAGUUUACUGAACUGGGCGUUAUUUUGAUUGUCAUUAUCAUCAUAAAUAUUAUCUCAUCAAUCUGGGAUUCGUUAGAUGUGGUCUGAACCUAAAAAGGAUUUCCGAUUGGUUACCUUGCCUAAUGUGAAUGCUGGAUAGUGGUGGAAAGCAAGAUAAAUUUCUGCGAAAAUAUUUUUUUAUUCAAAAUAACCAUUUCUGAUCUUAUGGAAGGUACCUGACUGAUGUAAAGUUCAGCAUUUGUUUAAGGUUUCAUUUGUGUUCCAAUGGCUUAGGGAUGGGUCUUAGCUAAUACGACUUGGUAGUCCCAUAGAGUUUGAAAGUAGUGCUGAAAAAGAGGGAGUUCUCAGGUAUUUUGUUUUUCUUUGUGGCUUCUGGUAAAUAAAUUUCUAAAGUAAAUUCGUUUAGGAACAGCCAUGUUCAACAUCUUCUGAGAAUAUUCGAAUUUCAAAGUCGAAUAAGGUAAAUUUAGGGGCGUCAAUAUUCCUGGAGGAUGCAUCACAUUGAGUACGUAAAAACAUGAGGUUUUUCUCUUCCGUUUCAGGAAAGCAACUCAUGGAACAUGGUUAUGUUUUCCAAUUUGUUUAAGGCUCGAACAAGACUGGCGUAUAUCUGAUCUUAUUUAUUAGUUGGAUGUCAAUCCUAUGACGCCUUGUGAAAUUAUUCUUUUUAUUCAAAAUUUUUCAGUCCGGUUUUUUGGGCCAGCCUUUUGUACUCUCCAUGGCAUUCAUGGAAAAUUUUUGGGGAUUCUAAGCAAGCUUUCUUUUAAAUGAAUAUACUUGUUUGACCUAUCAGCCGAUCUAGUGGAGUUUUCAAAACUAGGUUCCUAAAUAUAUGGAUGUUCCGAGAGAAAUUUGAUCUCGUGUGCUGAAAUUACAAAUUUAGAUCUUACUGACGUCGAAAAAUUUAAACGUUGUCCCAGCAAUCAAAUGCUUUCCUUUGUUUACUAAGUAAUCCUGUGUCAAAGUCGACCAAGCAAUGGAGACACGAAUCGCUUUUUAUGAUCGGUUCCUUUCUGAAUUUACAUUGAUAAAGUCAACUUUACAGUAAAUGACGUACGGUGAUGCAACUAACUCGAGAGAUAACUAUCUUUUAUUGCUUUGUUGUGAUGAAUGUCAAAUAUCAGGCUGAAGCACUGACUGGACUACCAAGUCCGAUUCUGGCUGGGCAAAAAUUGAUCAGUCAAGGAACUCGUACAAACUGGGUCAUCAUUAAAAUAGGCUCAAAAGGAUCAGUUUUAGUAACCAAGUCUUGUGUAUUCUGUGCACCUGCGUUUGAGGUAUGAUCUAGUUAAGUUCUAGUACAAUAUCUUUUGUGUUUCAAUUACUACUGUUUUGUGUUGCUACGUCUUUUUAAUGCUUAGAAGUAUCAUUGGAGAGGAUUAUUAACCUUUUUUCUGUGUGGAAUGUAUUCAUCAGGUCAAUGUAUUCGAUACGGUUGGUUGUGGAGACAGCUUUACUGCAGCAAUUGCUUUUGGUUAUCUGCAGAAUAUGCCAGAGAUCGAGAUGCUGGCUCUGGCAAAUGCAGUGGGUGCUGCAACUGCGACUGGCUGCGGAGCUGGUCGAAAUGUCGCCAACAGGGAUAAAGUUUUAGAAUUAUUGAGGCUUUCCAAUCUGAAUGACGACUAUCAAUUUUGGAAUCACUUACUAGAGACUGUUAUGGACAAAGAGGUUGUUCUACUGUCUAAGUCCUCCGUAAAUGGAAGCAAUGCUAAUAUGUCCUGUGUACCUAUACGAUCAGUGGCCUCCAGACUUGUUCUUGAGCUUGAGAAAAAGGAAUGUGCUUUCUCAAAGGAUUUGGCAGAGUAG
Messenger RNA from Spirodela intermedia, 5149 nucleotides. NCBI's taxonomy places the organism in Eukaryota, Viridiplantae, Streptophyta, Magnoliopsida, Alismatales, Araceae. The record is from the annotation of a GenBank genome assembly.